UCUCAAACCCUUCAUCGACACCCAAAAACCCUUUUAAGCCUAGAAAAAAUAUCCCUAUACGCCUUCAAAUUCUUGUCAAGAAUCUUUUUCUCCAAGCUUCCUCUUCCAGCAGCCUAUUUUAACAUCCCCUCGGCCCUUCAAGAAUUUACAAAUCUCACACUAAAGAAGGAGAGAAAGAUUAGUGAGUGAAUGGCAGGAGGUGGUUCAGCUGCUGGAAAGGGUGAUGCCCCAACUGUUAGGAUUGUGGUUGCAGGUGAUGCUAAAACUGGAAAGUCUAGCUUGAUCUUGACAGCCGCCACUGAUACUUAUCCACCCAAUGUCCCUCCGGUGUUGCCGCCUACAAGGCUACCUGAUGAUAUCUAUCCUGAUAAAGUACCUGUAACUAUUAUUGAUACGUCUUCUAGUCCUGAAAAUAGAGGUAAACUUGUGGAAGAGCUGAAGAAAGCUGAUGCAGUUGUAUUAACUUAUGCUUGUGAUAAGCCUGCAACUCUUGAUCGGCUGAGUACUUUCUGGCUUCCUGAACUCCGCAGAUUGGAGGUUAGGGUUCCUGUUGUUGUCGUGGGUUGCAUGCUAGAUAAGAGGGAUGAACAGUACCCUGUCAGUUUGGAGCAGGUGAUGUCACCAAUUAUGCAACAAUUUCGAGAGAUCGAAACUUGCAUUGAAUGUUCAGCAUUUAGACAUAUACAGAUUCCUGAGGUUUUCUACUAUGCCCAAAAAGCCGUGCUUCAUCCAACUGCUCCACUAUUCGAUCAGGAGGCCCAAACUUUAAAGCCUCGAUGUGUCAGGGCUUUAAAGCGAAUAUUUAUUCUUUGUGAUCUUGAUAGAGAUGGUGCCCUAAGUGAUGCAGAGUUGAAUGAUUUUCAGGUCAAAUGCUUCAAUGCUCCACUACAGCCUUCUGAAAUAGUUGGUGUUAAGAGAGUCGUUCAAGAAAAAUUACAGGAAGGUGUCAAUGAACAGGGUCUUACAUUGACAGGUUUCCUCUUUCUUCAUGCACUGUUUAUUGAAAAAGGGCGUCUGGAGACAACCUGGACUGUCCUGCGAAAAUUUGGCUACAAUAACGAGAUCAGGCUGAGUGAGGAUCAGCUUCCUCCCCCCAUCAAGAGACAUCCUGACCAGAGUGUGGAGCUGACCAAUGAUGCAUUGGACUUCCUCAGAAGAAUCUUCUUCACAUUUGACAUCGAUGGUGAUGGUGCUCUUCGAUCCAAUGAGCUUGAUGACUUGUUUUCCACUGCUCCAGAGAACCCUUGGAGUGAUGCUCCGUAUAAGGAUGCUGCAGAGAAGGAUGCCUUGGGAGGACUCUCUGUUGAUGGUUUUCUUUCAGAGUGGGCAUUGAUGACACUUCUUGAUCCCGUUUAUAGUGUGGAGAAUCUUAUAUAUAUUGGAUAUGCUGGUGAUCCUUCGUCUGCUAUUCGUGUAACUCGAAGAAGACGUUUAGAUCGCAAGAAGCAGCAAUCAGAUAGAAAUGUCUAUCAGUGUUUUGUUUUUGGGCCAAAAGAGGCUGGAAAAUCAGCCAUUCUGAAUUCGUUUAUUGGAAGGCCGUUCCCAGAAGAGUACCAAUCAACUACAGGCGAUCAAUAUGCUGUAAAUGUUGUCGAUCUAGGGGGGGCUAAAAAAUCUCUUGUGCUACGAGAGAUACCAGAAGAUGAAGUGAAGAAGCUUCUAUCUAGCAAGGAUGCUUUAGCAGAUUGCGAUAUAGCAAUUUUUGUCCAUGACAGUUCUUGUGAAGCUUCUUGGAAGAGAGCAGCAGAUUUACUGGUGGAUGUUGCCAGCCACGGAGAAGCCACUGGGUAUGAGAUGCCUUGUCUCAUUGUAGCAGCUAAAGAUGAUCUGGAGCCGUAUUUGACUGAAAUUCAAGAUUCUACCAGGGUUAGCCAGGAUUUAGGGAUAGAAGCUCCUAUACCCAUCAGCACGAAGCUUGGGGAUUUCAGUAAUUUGUUCCGAAGGAUAGUUAAUGCAGCGGAACAUCCACAUUUGAGCAUUCCCGAAACUGAAGCGGGAAGAAGCCGUAAGCAAUAUCAUCGGCUCGUCAAUCGAUCUCUUAUGUUUGUAUCAGUUGGGGCUGCUGUAGCUGUUGUGGGCCUGGCAGCUUACCGUGUUUAUGCUGCGCGAAAGAAUGCAUCGAGCUGAGAAUUGAGAUUGUGUGAUCAUAAUAUGCCAGUCAUGGUUUCAAAUAUCAAGUUUUCUAUUGCCUGAUCUCUUGUGCCAUGGUUUAUUGCUUGGUUUUCUGCUAGUCUGCAUAUCUCCGAAUUCCAACAUGGAGAAAAAUGCAAAUAUUUUUGUGGUCGCUGCUUUAGAUCUGUUACAUAUUAGCGGCUUUUCUUUUGUAGCAUCUCAGUUAGAAAGUACUGGACGUGCCUUUUCUUUCGAAGUGGAGAAGCCCCAUUGCUGGAAGGGUUGAUUUGCUGCGAAAUAAAAUGUUCAAAAUAAAAUUUGUUUUAAGAAACUUGGAAGUAAACCUGAAGCAACCUUUUAGGUUAUAUCGUAUUUCAAAGGAAAAUUUUAUUGAAUUGUUGUAGGACUUUGUAUUUUUGAAAAGUUGUCUAGCAUUUCCCUAAAGCUUGAAGAAGUGAUAUCAUCCGAUGUCCUAAUUUGCAUUAUUCCUUGAUAGAACAUCAAAUAAACUGCGAUAUAAUCAGGUUUUACUAA
Solanum pennellii is the source of this 2646-nucleotide messenger RNA. RefSeq names its product mitochondrial Rho GTPase 1. The coding region runs from base 190 to 2127 and encodes 645 amino acids. The record is from RefSeq and is a predicted model, not a curated record. Gene Ontology annotation, biological process: small GTPase-mediated signal transduction; mitochondrion organization. Gene Ontology annotation, cellular component: mitochondrial outer membrane. Gene Ontology annotation, molecular function: GTP binding; GTPase activity; calcium ion binding. NCBI's taxonomy places the organism in Eukaryota, Viridiplantae, Streptophyta, Magnoliopsida, Solanales, Solanaceae. The transcript is spliced from 15 exons.